Paralichthys olivaceus (Japanese flounder) is the source of this 4981-nucleotide messenger RNA. It is a transcript of the gene sack1c, whose product is annotated as family with sequence similarity 83 member C. NCBI's taxonomy places the organism in Eukaryota, Metazoa, Chordata, Actinopteri, Pleuronectiformes, Paralichthyidae. Gene Ontology annotation, biological process: signal transduction. Gene Ontology annotation, molecular function: protein kinase binding. The record is from RefSeq and is a predicted model, not a curated record.
CACACACACACGCACACACGCACACACUAGUGGAACUAGAGAAGUUUGGUCCAUUUCACUUCCCGGAGCUUCAGCCGCAGUCGAUCCGGACUCCGAGCUCAUUGACCGGGAUCAGGAUCGUCCUCGUGUCCCUGAAGUUCGAUCUGUGAACCACUUCCUGUUCGGAGCCGGUGCUGGACGGUCUGACCCGCUUCUCUCCGGAGGACCAUGUUUUAUUAGGACGAUCUUAUCCGGACAGAAGCACCAUGAUCAACUCGGAGGGUCUCCGGCCCAGCUCCAACGGCAGGAAGCCGCUGGGGAAGCUCGCCUCCCGGCUGGAGGAGGUGAAGAACCCGUGGCGACAGGUGUCCACGCUGGAGCUGAGCCACAACGAGGCGGCUCGUCUGGCCACGGACGCGCUGCUGGAGCUCGGGGAGAAGGAGUACCGCCGGGUCCUGGCCGAGGAGCGGGAGCUCAACUUCCUCUCCCCGCAGGAGAUCCGCUACAUCAGCCAGCAUGCGACCAAGACCUGCGGCCCCGACACCAACGGGACCAACGACCGGGACUUCGGGGACGCAGACGUCGUGUCCCAGCUCACCUCCGGGACUUACUUCCCCAUGAUGUCCGACGAGGAGCCACCGAUGCUGGAGCUCGGCUGGCCCGAGUCCCCGGCGAGGUACGGUCCGUCAGAGACUCAGAUCUACUUCCAGAGGGACAAGUCCCACAACAUGAAGGACCUGGUCCGGUCCCUGAUCAACAAGGCCAAGAAGGUGAUAGCCGUGGUCAUGGACGUGUUUACGGACGUCGACCUGCUCUGUGACCUCAUGGAGGCGUCCAACAAACGCCACGUCCCCGUCUACAUCCUGUUGGACGAGAAGAAGCUCGGCUACUUCGCGGACAUGUGCUCUGCGCUCGACAUUCAGAACUCUCACCUGAGUAACAUGCGUGUUCGCAGUGUGUGCGGCGACACCUACUGCACCAAGAGUGGCAAGAAGUUCACCGGUCAGGUCCUGGAGAAGUUCAUGAUCAUUGACUGUGAAGAGGUCAUCGCAGGGUCAUACAGUUUCACCUGGCUGUCGGCUCAGGUGCACAGCAACAUGGUGAUGCAUUUCUCAGGGCGCAUCGCUGACAGCUUUGACCGGGAGUUUCGCUGCCUGUACGCCGACUCGCAGAUCAUCGACUGCUUCUACAACCCAGAGGAGGAGGGGAUGCCGUACUACCCGUCGUACCAGGCCAUGAUGGCCCCUGGCAUAGGGCCCGGCCCGGUCAUGGCGCUGGAUUUACUCUCCGACAGCAGGCAGAGGGACAGAGUUUGUUCUGAAAACUCCAGCAGCCAAUCAAGUAACAGUGUCUCCAGUGUGAAGGCGGCGCCUGGAAUGACCGCCAACGCCGUCUAUAAGGUCACUCAAGGUCACGACAAGAAGGAGACCAACAGCAUCUCUCACCUCAGCCCUGAGAGGAGGGGUGGGGGUGCAGAACAGGGACAUAUCCUGCCACCAGGAUCACGGGUGUCUGCUAACGGAGCGGCCAAUCACAUCCUAGUUCCUGAGCGACCCUCGUCGACCUUUGCUCAGCCAAUGGGCAUCGAGCGGAAUAAGCCCGGCGCGAUGGACGUCGUGAGGUCUAAUAUCGGCGGCACCUCCUCCAAGUUCCAGGCACUGGGUUUGUACGACCACAAACCGAGCAUGUUCCACGGCACCCCCAACUCAAACCUGAACCCCAGGACCCAGACGCCGUCCCAGGUCAACGACAGCAAACUCACCCCCAAGCAGAGAACCCCCUCCAACCAGUUCCUCAACAAACUGUCAGACCUCUUCGUGACCCCCUCCGGCAAGGACAAAGACAAAGACUCCUACAACCCCUGGAGGUCACCGUCCCCUCACGGUUCCUCGCCCUGGGGAGGGCCAGACCUCUCUCAAACGGAGCCGGAGAGCCAGCAGAGCCCGCCUCCCCCUCCCUCUCCAGUCGCUCUGAUGAGUCGGCAGGACCAGAAGCGAAUGACGCUGGGCCACAGCAAACUGGACCUGGUGAACCACUACAACAAGAUGAAAUCCAAGCAGGUGUACAGCCGCUUUGAGCUCAAGAGCACGAACUGAGGCCGAGAAGCCAUCCAGCUGCGCCUGAUUUAUCAGACGAUGUUGAACGUUCUCUGGCGUCUUGUUACGUCACCACACCACAAGGAGAAACGUCUCCAUGGACUUAUUUUUCAAGUUAAAUCCGUUUUUCUUCUGCUUCCACAGUUCAGAUGAUGCCUGGUGGAAAUCAAGCCAUUCCCGAGUUGUCCUCUGAUUCCUGUAGUGAGGACUUACUACAAGAACAGUAGCGAUGAGGCGAUCAAAACACACAAGUACCACACAUCAGGGUGUCGAGGUCCUGAUGAUACAUGCUCAACCAAUCAGGAGUCAGUGUCAGCUGUCAAUCAUGACGUCUCCGCCCGUUUUUAUGUCAUAAGUAACUGAUUAAACCAAACUGAUGAGAAACACUUGAACGAACAUCAGAGAGAGAAGAACGACAGAAACAUCUUUGACAAACAUUAAUUUAACGUGUACUUCUACUUUUAGUUUGGUCCCAUCUGCUAACAUGGAGGAGGCGGGGGAUUAUGACAUAUACUGCAGCCAGACACCAGGGGGCGAUCAUGAUGCUUUGCCUUCACUUGUCACAUCAUAAAACCAAUCGUAGAAAAAAUGAAUUUAUUGUAAUACUUGACAACACUGCAUCUUAGUUUUUAACGAACGAUCCAGAAAGAAACUAGAAAAGAAAACUCAGGCACUUAGAGAUCGAUCCCUCCACCAAGGCCCCACGAUAAUUUAUUCUGCCUUUACGUACGAAAAGAAAAGUCCGCUUCAAACGUCACUGCUCACAAACUGUGUCCGUGAAGUUGGAAUGGUUGUUAAGCAAUUCAUCCACUAGAGGGCAGCACAGAGUCGAGAGUUUUCUAACAACAACAAACGUCAGUGGUUCAGAGUUUGACCUUGAAACAGGACAAAGUAGCUUCAUAUAGACGCUUAUAGUUUCUUACCAACUCACAAAGUCAUUAAGUUCCAGCAUCUCAAACUUAAGAUGAGACUCUCACAGAAAGUUUGAGGUUUUUGGAGCCAAAAAGAAACAGAUGAUUUGCGGAGCAGCCUUUUCAUAACACACAAAAAUAGAGCAAGGAUUAAACAGAGUUAUAAUAUAGAAUCAGACACUUUAAUAUUUCAUAUUCCUGUAUUAAAGUGUAAUAACAACACGUGCCUUCAUCUUCUUGCCUUAAGGUUUAUAAUCAUUUUAAUAAAAUAAUAUCUUCAGUGAAUUAUAAUAGCUGCUAAUUAAGCUUCAGUUAACAGACGCAGACUUUUCUCCAAACGGAAAAAACAACAUUCCUGCUCCUGCUGCUGCAUCUCAGCUCUGGUGUAAAUAACUGACCUGAAGGUCUUUGGUGCAUUUUGACGCUGCACAGGAGGAAAACAUUGUUCGCAGCAGAUGAGAUAAAUAAAGUGUUUGUGUAAAAGAGUCUUCAUGUUCACAAGGUCCAGUGUGCAGGAUUCAUGAGGAUCCGAGAUGAAAUAUUCAUGAUGAUGUUUUAGUCAAAUCACCGGAAACUACGUCGACAUGACUACGUUUGAAACACAAAGUAAAACUGAGAAGCUUGAAAACGCUGCUGGUCCAGUUUCAGUUUGAAAUCUGUGGCUGUGUUUUCGUCUGGACGGGUCUUUUCUGUCGCGAUGUAAACCUUCACUGAUUCCUCACAUUGUCCUUCCGAGGAAAACGCAACACGGAGAAUCAAUUGCAAGUGUUACUGACCCAGCUGUGAAACUCUUUACGAUGAUACAACUGUUUACAUGUGGAGACCAGAUGUUGUUCGGACAAUCUACAACUAACAACCAAAAGCUUCCUGUUCACAGCGGCACACACGCACACACGCCCGGUGUAUGUGAGUGGUGUUUGUAAUGACGGAGAUGGUUUUAAUGUCGUCGUUUGGAUGUAGCCUUGGAACCGUCGUGUUAGUCGUCACCUGAGACUGAGACUCUGUGUAUCUACAUCAGGAACUCUUCCACCAUGUUUCUACGUUAGCCCAGAACGGACAAAACAGAAAUACUGGUUCUGAAGAAGCCCUCUAUGUUUGAUGUGUAGAGGCAUAAAGCACGUGAACCCAGUCUGUGAUCGUCUUAUGGACACGUCAGAUUUUUUUAUGUUUUAACCGUGAGAACUCGCAGACUAGACGAUCCAAUCGAGACGCAGCCGCACACUUUUAACAAACGAUUUCCGGGUGCGAUUCCACAGACUUGGGAAACUUCUGUGAUCAAACGUGACUAAAGAAUGAGACUAACCACUGAUGGUGUCGUCAACUGGCUGCGAUUGUUGCGCACUGAAAAACGUGAUCGGCCUAAAAUGUGAUCGAAGUCGUUGCGGUUACCAUCGAGUGUGGACGACCUUUACCUGACAGCUGUUGCAGAUUCUUCUACACAGCUGUAAGGGAGGGCGUGUUCAGUCGAAUGCAAUAUGUAACUUCACAGCUAGAGGCCACUCAAUCCUACACAUUGUACUUUUGAUAUUAGUUCCUUAUUACAGAGGGUUGGCUCCUCCUGCUGUACAUUUUUAACAGUAAAUAUUUUUUUCUAAAUGUGUAGAUUUGUAUAUAGACUCUAUAUAACCCAGGUUUGUACUAAUUGUAUUAUUUACUUUUGUUUGAGUUGUUUUUCUGGCUCAAUUCCAAAUAAUUUUCCCCUCAGCGACACAGAAACCAGACUUGAGCUGUCGUCACCGGAGAAACACGACGGACAUCAUUAUUCUGGUAUUUUUUGUUCUCGUGUGUGUGAUUUAGUUUACUGCUUAUUUCAGUUGGAAGUUUUUUUUAUCAGACGAUGUAAAAUGUACAUGAUGUUGUGUAUAGUCACAUGAUCUGACUGUUUGGGUUAUUGUUAAAGAAAACUCCUUUAAACUGUUAUUUCUACUGUUUGUUCUUUACUGGAGAAUGUGAACUCUGAACCUUUGAGUAUGUAAUAAAAAUGGAAAAGCUGAA